AGAUCCAAAAAAUCUAGCAUACAUCCGGAUUCGGAUCCGGAGUUUGGGUCGACCCGGAUACGUUCACUCUCACUCAGCUCCGUUUAGGGCGAUGCGACUGUGCACACCUGACUGCUACGAUUGACGACCCCACUGACUGAAUCCGCAGCCAUGGCCAACACCGUCAGAAUCGCCGCCGCUCAGAUGACCUCCGUCAACGACCUUUCCGCCAACUUUGCUACCUGCUCUCGUCUCGUCAAGGAAGCGGCUGCCGCCGGCGCCAAAUUGCUCUGUUUUCCCGAGAAUUUCUCAUACUUUGGCGCUAAAACCGGCGACAGUUUGUCCAUCGCCGAGCCGUUGAACGGACCGACUAUGCAGAGAUACUGCGCAAUCGCGAGGGAAUCGAGCAUGUGGCUGUCGCUGGGGGGGUUUCAGGAGAGAGGAUCUGAUGAUUCGCACCUGCGCAACACGCACGUGUUGGUCGACGAUGCGGGGAAUAUCGUAACGACUUACCGGAAGAUGCACUUGUUCGAUGUCGACGUCCCCGGCGGAGCGGUGUACAAGGAGAGCAGCUUUACCGAAGGCGGAAACGAGAUCGUCGCGGUGGAUACCCCGUUCGGACGCCUCGGCCUCACCGUGUGCUACGAUUUGAGGUUUCCGGAGCUUUAUCAGCAGCUGCGUUUCCACCGCGGCGCGCAGGUGCUUCUGGUGCCGUCGGCGUUCACAAAAGUCACCGGGGAGGCGCACUGGGAAAUCCUCCUCCGCGCACGGGCGAUCGAGACGCAGUGCUACGUGAUUGCGGCGUCGCAGGCUGGGAAGCACUCCGAGAACAGAGAAAGCUACGGCGAAACCCUAAUUAUCGAUCCUUGGGGGAAAGUAAUCGGAAGAUUACCUGAUCGAUUAUCCACCGGUAUUGCUGUUGCAGACAUUGAUUUCGCUCUGAUUGAUUCGGUUAGAUCGAAGAUGCCGAUCGAUCAGCAUCGGAAGCCGGUUGAGUUUUGGAGAUCGGCGUCAGCUUCUCUGUAAGAUUUCAGACAUUUAUAAUCCAGACCAGACUUGCUUUGCCUCAAUCCGGCGUUAUAUAUUGCAAAUGAGGUGAGUCUUGAGUCAAAAAUUACAUCCGGGGUGGAUUAUAGGUUUUAAGUAUUUAAAUCCGGCUAGGUAAGGGCGGGUUAUUGAUUUGUUAAAAAAAAUCCUCUCCAAAUUCGCCCUAUUCCGAACCACUUAAAUUAAUAUAUUUUAAAAUUCUAUAUUAUAUAUUUAUGUAAUUAUACAGUUUGCCCAAAUCUUUUUAGUUCUACAUCUUAUAAUCUUGGUUGAUUUUCAUUUAUAAAUUUUCCACAAUUUCAUCUAACUCAUCCUUAGUCCCUUCCAUUAAAUGAUUUUGUCAUUCAAUGACUUUAAUUUAAAUAAAUGGCCAAAAAAGUAAAAUAAUAAUUCAAUAACAACCUCAAAGUAUAACAUAUCUUAACUAUUAGAAAACAAACUUCAAGUUCCCAAUAACAAAUCUCAAACUCUAAUAAAAGAUUAUAUGUCAGAGUUAUCAUAAUAGAAUAGUGAACUUAAAUCCUAGAUAACAAAUCUAAAAUUCAAAAAUUAUAUCUCAAACCUCGUACAAGUUUAAACCUUUGAACAUAAACCAUUAAAUAAAUUUCAAGCGUUAGAAUUGGAUUUGGCCUGAAAAUAAGUAAAGGAAUGUAGCCAAAUGUUGCUUAAUGUAUCUUUGAGGGAUAUGAAUGGCCAAGGAAUUUUAUUCGGAAAGAUAGCCCAUGACCCAAAGAACUUUUUGAGAAUACUAGUAAUCGAUAAAGGGAUAAUGAGAGGACAUAAUGCGAGAAAUGAUGCGUGAAAAUUGAAAGUUAGAAACAGGGGCAACGAAUGAGAGGAUUUACGAGACGUGUUAAUUUUUUAUUUUAAGGAAGAUUAAUGCGAAGAAGUUACAAAAACAAAUAAAUGAAUUCUUGUUUUUGGUGCAAUACGAGGACUUUUUUGUCCAAACACGCUUAAUUUUGGAAUUCUGAUGAGAUUCGGCAUGCUAUACUGCUAUGUGUUGUCCUAAAUGAAGUAAUGAAUUGAAGUGAACGAAGCCUUUUGGCAAGAAACAAAAGAGGCGGACGGAGAAGCACACAUCCAACCAACACAACAAAUCUAAUUUAUUUAUUUUCCUUAUUCUUGCUCAUUUAUUUAGCCAACACAAAUCAAAUACUCCUUCCGUCUCAAAACAAUAGGGACAUUUGAGAUUGACACGAUAAUUAAGGAAUAAUAGUAUUAUAUUGAUAGCGGGUGUAAAAAUAUUUUUAAAAGACCAAAAUGCCCAUAGUUUAUGUAAUUUUGUGAAAAAAGUGGAGAUAGUUUUGUAAAAAAAUGGAGAGCUUAUUAGCAAAAAUGAAAAUGAGGCUAUUGUUUUGGACAUAGUUGUCAAUCAUGGAUAGCGGUGCGUAGCGGUUAAUAUCUAAAAUGCUAUAGCGGGAUAGCAGAUAGCGGUAUGACUGCUAUUUAAAUAUUUAAGAAUAUAUAUAUAUAAAAUUAUUAUAUAUACAAAAUUAUAACAAAAAUACAUAAAAAAAAAAUCUAUAAAUAAAUUUAAUAAAUAUCACCCAAGCCAAUAAAAUGUCAAAAAAUAUAUAUAUGAUCAUAACUAUUAGAUGGUUAUGUAAGCAAAAAAAAAUUAGAUCACUAUUGUGUAAUAGAGAUAUAUCUGUUGGGGUGAGAAUAAGUGUUGCACCAAUAAAUUCUCGUACACUUAUUAAAAUGGGCCAACUCCCGAAUCGUAGUUAUAUUACAGUUAACGGCGACUUGUCAAUGAAAUAAAUGCAGAGUUCAAAGCAAUAAAUGACAAGUUAUUUGUUUACCCGGUUGGGAUAUAAACCAUCCUACAUCCGGGGGAUACCAAUCCAGGAGAUGUUCAUUAAUCAGUGCUGAUUAAGAACAAAACACCCAAACAUCCUUCAACCCAAACUACAAGUUGAUUACCUAGGAAAUUCCCUCAACAGGCAUAUGUUGUCACAAACGCGUACUGACAACUAACAACAAGCUGGGCUGCUCAGAUUCUGAAUGUUCCCCUAAUCGGAACUCCGAUCUCUCUUCGACCAAUGAACUUCUCCGGCAAGAUAAUAGUGUAUAUCACUCACUCAAAGCAUGGAGAUGGGAAGGGAAGAGGUUAAGAGGAUUGAUACAAUAUUUCUCUCACUACACACUCUCUCAAAACCACUCUCUUACUUCCCACUAAACUCGAGCUGAGUUAAGCAACCACAACGGCCAUUGAUUUGACAUGCAAUUAAUUCCCUUGAUACAAACAAGGUAUGGUGUGUAUCUAAUCACUUCUGACCACAAGAGGACAAACUCAAAGUGUCCAGUUUGUCUUGAGCAACCACCAUUCCUAGGAAAGACAAAAAGACAACUUGAUGGACUCCACAGGCUGAGUCAAAUGUUGUUGUUUUUGGUAACUAACGACCACAACAACAGAAAAAAGUAUUGUCAAUAUGCCAAAAAUAAGUGAAGGAGUUUUUGAUCAACUUAACAAUCUCCCCCUUUUUGACAUAUGUGACCACGCACAUUGUGCAUGAGAUAAUUUCUCACACUCAGCAAAGCAAUCCAAUAAUUCAAAAAUCAAGUUAAAAGUUAGAUUACAGGCCAACAAGUAAAAUAAGGCUACAGACAGCCUAUUCAAAUUAGAAAUUUGAGAUAACAACAGUUCCAACAACCACAAAACCAAAAACAACAACAAACAUUUCCAACAGCAGAAGCAGACAACCAAAACAUUACAGCAGUAGUAACGACUCCUCCUUUUUGCUGCACCUUAUAUUCAGCAACCCCCAUUUCAUCUCCUGGAUUGUAUCCUCCAUAUGUAGGAUGGUUUAUAUCCGAAUCGGGUAAACAAAUAACUUGUUAUUUAUUGCUUUGGACUCUGCAUUUAUUUCAUUGACAAGUCGCCAUUAACUGUGAUAUAACUACGCUUCGGGAGUUGGCCCAUUUGAAUAAGUGUACGAGAAUUUAUUGGUGCAACACUUAUUCUCACCCCAACAUUCUUCAACCCAAACUACAAGCUGAUUACCUAGAAAAUUCCCUCAACAGACAUAUGUUGUCACAAACGCGUACUGACAACUAACAACAAACUGGGCUGCUCAGAUUAUGAAUGUUCCCCUGAUCGAAACUCCGAUCUCCCUUCGACCGACGAACUUCUCCGGCAAGAUAAUAGUAUAUGUCACUCACUCAAAGCAUGGAGAUAGGAAGGGAAGAGUUUGAGAGGAUUGAUACAAUAUUUCUCUCACUACUCUCUCUCAAAACCACUCUCUUACUUCCCACUAAACUCGAGCUGAGUUAAGCAACCAUAACAACCAUUGAUUUAACAUGCAAUUAAUUCCCUUGAUAAAAAUAAGGUAUGGUGUGUAUCUAAUCACUUCUGACCACAAGAGAACAAACUUAAAGUGUAUUUUGUCUUGAGCAACCACCAUUCCUAGGAAAGACAAAAAAACAACAUGAUGGGACUCCACAAGCUGAGUCAAAUGUUGCUGUUUUUGGUAACUAACGACCACAACAGCAGAAAGAAGUAUUGUCAAUAUGCCAAAAAUAGGUGAAGGGGUUUUUGAUUAACUUAACAAUCUCCCAACCUUUUUUGGCAUCUGCUCCGCGCAAGGGGAAGAGGUGCAGGAGAAAGAGGGGUUGCUGAAUAGAAGGUGCAGCAAAAAGUGGGAGUCGUGCUACUGUUGUCAUGUUUUGGUUGUCUGCUUCUGCUGUUGGAAAUGUUUGUUGUUGUUUUUGAAUUUGUGGUUGCUGGAACUGUUGUUAUCUCAACUUUCUAAUUUAAAUAGGUUGCGUGUAGCCUUAUUUUGCUUGUUGGCCUGUAAUCUAAGUUUUAACUUGAUUUUUGAAUUAUUGGAUUGCUUUGCUGAGUGUGGGAGAUAAUCUCCUGCACAGUGUGCGUGGUCACAUAUGCCAAAAUGGAGGAGAUUGUUAAGUUGAUCAAAAUCCCUUCACCUAUUUUUGGCAUAUUGACAAUACUUCUUUCUGCUGUUGUGGUCGUUAGUUACCAAAAACAGCAACAUUUGACUCAACUUGUGGAGUCCCAUCAAGUUGUCUUUUUGUCUUUCCUAGGAAUGGUGGUUGCUCAAGACAAAAUGGACACUUUGAGUUUGUUCUCUUGUAGUCAGAAGUUAUUAGAUACAGACCGUACCUUGUUUAUAUCAAGGGAAUUAAUUGCAUGUCAAAUCAAUGGCUGCUGUGGUUGCUUAACUCAGCUCGAGUUUAGUGGGAAGUAAGAGAGUGAUUUUGAGAGAGUGUGUAGUGAGAGAAAUAUUGUAUCAAUCAUCUCAACCUCUUCCUUUCCAUCUCCAUGCUUUGAGUGAGUGAUAUAACUAUUAUCUUGCCGAAGAAGUUCGUUGGUUGAAGGGAGAUCGAAGUUCCGAUCAGGGGAACAUUCAGAAUCUGAGCAACCCAGCUUGUUGUUAGUUGUCGGUACGCGUUUGUGACAACAUAUGCCUGUGGAGGGAAUUUCCUAGGUAAUCAGCUUGUAGUUUGGGUUGAAGGAUGUUUGGUUGUUUUGUUCUUAAUCAGCACUGAUUAAUGAACAUCUCCUGGAUUGGUAUCCCCCAGAUGUAGGAUGAUUUAUAUCCGAAACGGGUAAACAAAUAACUUGUCAUUUAUUGCUUUGGACUAUGCAUUUAUUUCAUUGAAAAGUCGCCGUUAACUGUGAUAUAACUACGCUUCGGGAGUUGGCCCAUUUGAAUAAGUGUAUGAGAAUUUAUUGGUGCAACACUUAUUCUCACCCCAACAAUAUCAAAGCUAAUCAGAUUCAAAAUCUGAUAAAAAAUUUUAUUCUUCAUUUUCAUCAUCUUCACUGUUUAAUUACUUUUGUCUAUAUAUUUUUUUUUCUCUUCUUAAUUCUCAUCAAUUUAUUCAAUUGCAUGUUCGUCACCUUGUAUAAUAUCAUUUCCCUUUUUAGAGCUCGAAGUAUCUAUAACUUUCUUUCUCAUUGAUGUAUUGAUGUUUGUAUGUUAGUGUAGAUUGCAGACCUAUUAGCAUUAACAACAACUCAUCUAGUCAAAUUAUCAUUGUCAAAGACUAACUUAUCUUCCGAAAUUAUCAACUUAUUUAAUUAACCACUCAUUGGAAUCAUUCAAAACAAUAGGACCAAUCACAUCAUUGCUACCAUUAUGAGCUAACAAAUUUUGGUUAUACUUGAUAGAAAUCAAAUUUUGCAAACUUUUGGCUUUUUAAUUUGUUUCUUUUCUAAAAAUGAAUUUAAAAAUUUAAUUAAGAUUUAAGAUAAAUAUUUUUUUUUUGUCUAUAUUAUAAUAAAAAAGUACAUUUUAUAGUUAAAGUUAUAUUCCUUUUGCGUAAACGCGGAAUUGCGGAGUGGCAGUAGCAGCAAAGUGCUUUUCCGCUAUGCUACGCCACUAUAGCGCGUUAUUGACAACUAUGGUUUUGGAACGGACGAAAAUGACAAAAUGAGACUAUUGUUUUGAGACGGAGCGAGUAUAAUUUUAUGUUGAUCUAUACAAUUCCUUUCAAAUUCCAUGCUUUAAUUUUUUCUUUGUUCUUCAUUUUUCAUUUUUUUUUUUUUUGUUUUUUUUUUUUCAAUUCCUAUUUAUCCUAACUUCCACUCGCUAGAUAUGACCCGGAAGCUUGCUUAAGUUAGCCGUUUAGUCCUUUAUUUGUCUGAAAUUUUACAGUAUCCUGAUGUUGAUUGAAGUCCAUUCCAAUGUUUGUUUUGUCGUAGUUAGGAAGACUAUUACAUGCUAUGAUCUUUUUGGAUUUGAUUUACAAUUUAAUUUAUGUUUGGUUUGAUCUUAAUCACCUUUUUAUUCAUUUAUUGUUGUUUUUGUUUACUUUCAUUUUUGUUUUGUAUGCAUAAUCGUAGUCCCGAGGGAGGUUUAUUUGUAUGGAAACUUAGAGAUUACUCUCUCUGUCUCAGAUACCGUGUCUGCUGCACUGUAGACAGGGGUGUAAUUAGUAGAUAAUUAAGAAUGUAUUAGUGAAAAUAAUUAUUCUAUAAUAUAAAUAAUUAUAAAUUAAGACUAAGAUAACUAAUUAGUUUAAUUAAAAUUAAAAAAAAUAAAAUUUAAAAAUUUAAAAUGAGAUUAAAGUGUGUAAUCAUUUUUUAAAAAAGAAAAAUGACAUGGUAUAUGAAACGGAUAGAAACGGCAACGUGGACAUGGUAUCUGAGACGGAGGGACUAUUAUACCCAUUUCAUAUUCAAUAGAGUACAAUGAAUAGAUUUUAGCAUAGUGCUUAUAUCAUCUUUAAUAUAGACAUGUUCAUAAAAUUUAAAUCAAUAGAAUGAGUUGUACUAUCAAAUGAAAAUAUAUCAUGUCAGAUUUUAUUUUGUUAUGGCGUCAGAAAUUUAUAAUAUCUCUACUAAUUAUCUGGAGGGAAAUCCCUUUUUCUGCAAAAAGAGACAUUUUGCAGAAAUAAUAAUAAUGAUAAUAUAUUUAACGGAUAGAUAAAAAAUAAUUAUGAUAAUAAUAAUACUCCCUCCGAUCAUUUUUCUAAUGUCUUAAAGUGAUAUUUACACGAUUUUUUUAGGUAAUUAAUUUUUUGGUUGUAAAUUGACAAAAUAAUCAUUUAUUUUGUAUAUAGAUAUAAAAAAAAUAAAUAAAGUAAGGGUAAAAAGAUAAAAUUCUAUGUAUAAAAAUAGAAAGAGGACAAUUAUUUUUAGACGUUUCAAAUAGAAAAGUAUAGAAAAAUAGAACAUUAGUGUGUGGACGGAGUAAUAAUAAUAUAUAAUUUUAUCGGACAAAUAUAUAUAUAUAUAUAAACAUAUAAUUUCAUUUGUAUUACUGGGAUACAUUCAACUUUAACACAUAAAGUCAAGCCUAAACUCUGCAAGUCCAUUAUCUUAAAGCCCAAAAUUUUGGUUCAAUAAUUCAUAUAAUUAGUCAAUUACUUUUUUUAAUUCAUUUCACUCACAUUUGUCCGGAAAAAUUAUAAACUUUAGAUGGAUACACAAAUUAAGAUAUAAUGAUAUUAUAAUAUUAAAAUGAGAUAAAUAAAAAAAAAAGGUAUUAUAAAGAAUUUAUUAAUGUAAUAAUGACAAAUUUGUUAUUUUUUAUUAAAGUAGAAAUAAUAAAAUUAUAAACAAAUAAAGCUUUUUUAUUAUAAAUAGAAUGUGUAUUAAAAAAUAAUAAAAAAUUACUGAGAUACUUUUAGCUGGAACAAAGAGUAUUAGUUAAAUUCCAACCUUCAAUUAAAUUAUCUAUAGAUUAACCAACAUCAUUUAUAACACUCACUGUCAACCUUUUGAAGUAUUUUGCUUCAAUAUUGUUUUCUAAAUUUCUUAACCUUAAUUCAAUUGUUACACCAAUUUUAUACAUUACAACAAUGUUCACUUCUAACCCGAAUUGGUAUAGUGUCUUGAUCGGUGACUGACCUGUAAGUGUUGGUAUGAAAUUUUGUUUAAUGUAUCGGGGAUUCGCAAAAUGUUCAGACCACCAACUGGUGCAUGUGUGUCCAUGCUGACUGUUGAUGUAGAAUGUUUUACCACAUUGUUUUUUUAGCUGGAGAAAGUCUCGUUGGAGAUAAAAAAAAAAAAAAAAAAAAAAGACAA
Andrographis paniculata is the source of this 8524-nucleotide messenger RNA. RefSeq names its product deaminated glutathione amidase, chloroplastic/cytosolic. The record is from RefSeq and is a predicted model, not a curated record. The transcript is spliced from 2 exons. The coding region runs from base 151 to 1005 and encodes 284 amino acids. Gene Ontology annotation, molecular function: hydrolase activity, acting on carbon-nitrogen (but not peptide) bonds, in linear amides. NCBI's taxonomy places the organism in Eukaryota, Viridiplantae, Streptophyta, Magnoliopsida, Lamiales, Acanthaceae.